CCGGCGCCGCCCCGCUGCCGUCGGCGGCGCGCGCGACGGCUCCUCCCGGGCGGCGCGGCGAGCGCGCGCCCGCCGCGGGUUACAGCGGCUGCGCCCCGCCGCCGCCGCCGCCGCCAUGGACAGCGACGAGGAGACGCUGGAGGAGACCGUGGAAGGGCAUCUAGAUGAUGAUGGGUUGCCACAUGGAUUCUGUACAGUCACCUAUUCAUCGACAGACAGAUUUGAGGGAAACUUCGUGCAUGGAGAAAAGAAUGGUCGUGGCAAGUUCUUCUUUUUUGACGGAAGCACACUGGAAGGGUACUAUGUUGAUGAUGCCCUGCAAGGCCAGGGAAUCUACACUUAUGAGGAUGGAGUGGUCCUUCAUGGCACAUACGUGGACGGAGAACUGAACGGACCAGCCCAGGAGUAUGACAGUGAUGGGCGGCUGAUAUUUAAAGGGCAGUACAAAGACAACAUUCGGCACGGAGUUUGUUGGAUAUAUUACCCGGAUGGAGGCAGCCUUGUGGGAGAAGUGAAUGAAGAAGGAGAGAUGACUGGAGAGAAGAUAGCUUACGUGUACCCUGACGGAAAAACUGCAUAUUCUGGAAGGUUCAUAGAUGGAGAAAUGAUAGAAGCGAAACUGGCAACUCUGACAUCCGUAGAGGAUGGAAAACCUCAAUUUGAAGUAGUACCAGGCAGCCCAGUAUACAGUUUUGACAAAUCUACUUCAUCCUGCAUUUCUACAAAUGCACUUCUUCCUGAUCCUUACGAGUCAGAGAGGGUGUACGUUGAUGUCUCUCUCAUUUCUAGUGCUGGAGAAGGAUUAUUUUCAAAAAUAGCAGCAGAAGCUCGUACAGUUAUGUCCUUUUACAAUGGAGUGAGAAUUACGCACCAGGAGGUAGACAGCAGAGACUGGGCCCUCAAUGGAAAUACAAUAUCCUUGGAUGACGAAACAGUCAUAGACGUGCCAGAGCCCUACAACCACGCCGCCAAGUACUGUGCCUCGCUGGGGCAUAAGGCCAACCAUUCUUUCACUCCUAACUGCAUCUACGACCCGUUUGUUCAUCCUCGUUUUGGGCCAAUCAAGUGUAUCCGUACCAUCAGGGCUGUGGAGAAGGAUGAAGAAUUGACAGUGGCUUACGGAUAUGAUCACAACCCUGUGGGGCAGAAUGGGCCGGAGGCGCCAGAGUGGUACCAGCUGGAACUGAAAGCUUUCCAGGCUGCCCAGCAAAAGUGAAAUGGAAGCUCCUUCUCAAUUCAGCAAACUGAAAUAGAAACUUGGAUCUAUGCACUACCUUUAUACUGAAAACUGGACAGCCAGGGAUUGUUCAUGCUGUUGCAUCAUAACUUUGCAUUCUGUGUUAAGAGAUAAAUUUCUUGCAUACUAACUAGGUUUGACUGUGUUACUCAUAGCAGAUUUAAAAUUAGCUAGUGUUGCACCAGUCUUAUCUGGAGAAAUUAUUUAAUAUUCUAUACAAGACGUGAUAUUCUUUGGUAGCUUCUGCUUUUGCACCAUAUGCAAAGAUGCCAAAAGACUAGACAGAAAACUAAAAUGGGUAUAUCGUUCACUUUUAGUCGGCAGACUUAGUGUUGCUCUCUAUCUGCCUAGGCAUUAUUGUGCAACUGCAUUUUGCAUAUAUGCCACUUGUGAUGAUAACAGUAAUAUUUUGAUAUUCUCUAAUAGUAGCAUAAUUUUGCCUUUUUAAACCUUUGAUCUGAAUCUUGCAAUAGAGCAAUUUAUUUAUUAGCAUAUAGGAGGCUGGGUUUUUAACUCCCCUUUCCUCUUGUCUGAAUGUUGUUCUUUCUACAAGUCCUCUUUUGCAGGAGAAAAUCCUUUCUAACUAGUGGAAAGGCUUUUGUGUGUAUGUGAGAGUGCUGUGUGUUGGUCUCUGUGGCUCUAGAAACAGUUUUAGCAACAUGUCCAAAACUAAUAUUUAUCUGGCCUUUAUGCCUAGCUUAUUUUAUUUAAUUUAUGGUUAUCACACAAAUCAAGCUUUUCUUUGCAUGAAGAUUUUCUGAAAGUAGAAAACAAAUUCAAAUUUUGAAGGAUUUUCAGAACUGUGUGUUCCAGAGGGCAAAUGCAUCCACUGCAUUAGUGUUCAUGAGUUGGUUUGUGCAUCUCAUCUGUUAAAGUGGCCAGUUCUCAAGGCAAAGAUUCUAGCACUAAAUGCAAGUAUCUCAUGAAUUCACUUAAAGGAAAUGUAUGUAUUUGAGGGCAGGUUGUAAUACUUCGUUAAAGAGAUCUGUAUCUUUUGUAUGUGUUCGAUUGACAAAGAAUAUGGCCUUAUAGCAGCCUUUCUAUUAGUGCUUGUUUAAGACACAGUAAAUUAAUAUAGUAUGAGAUAUCAAACUAAGUUUUAAAAAUAUAGACAUGAAAGGAUUGCUUUUGAAAGACAAACAAUGAAUGUAAAAACAUCACUCGCUGCUCAUUUAGAAAUGGCAGUUAAUCCAUAGCUCUGUUGCAGCCAACAGUGAGGGCUAGUGAAUAUUCAUCUGCAGGGUUGUCUUUUGGGGUUUUUUAUGGGUAGGGGAGUUGUUCAUUAUUUGAAAUACUGUGCCAGACUUGCCUAAUGCUGUAGAAGAGAGAAACACGGUAUCAUUUCAGUCUAGAUACUGGGGCCCUUCUGGGGCUCUGAUGUUCUCUUUUGGGUUAAGCAGCUUAGGAACAAUUCAAAAGCAUUUGCAACAGUUUCUUCAAAUGUUUGUAGUUUAAGAAGUGUUUGUAUAUAUGUAACAUUAAAAAAAUUGAAAAUUAGACCUACCUUUCUAUUGCAACACACUUUGGUUGCUUGCUUGAACAGCUGGAGGUGUCUGGCUCUCUGGGGGGCUAGACUUGAAGAAUGCAUCGGGUUGGUACAUAUAAGUGGAAGGAUGAGGUUGCUAUUUUAUGCAGUCUGAGAAUCCUUGCUUUGGUACGUGUACAAAGUUAUGGAAUUACAAAUAAGGACCUCUCUAAUUUGGGGGUCUGUUUAGUUCCUGCAGCUGAUCACAAAGCUUUUUCAACAUUUCACCAUUUAAGCUUGCACAAAAGCUACUCUGUGUGUGUGUGUGUGUGCGCGCUGUGGAGGCGAGUGGGCUCGGGGCUUUUUGACACUCUCCCAGCAGCGAUCUGAAUGUGAGCUUUGUCAGAGCCCACUUGCUCACUCUGGAGACUCUGGCCAUGGCUCUGCUCCUCAGCAAUGGCAGGCGGCUGACACAGAUGAUACCUCAGUGACUCAGCUUAGUGUGCUGAGAAGCAGAACUGAUCCUCGCACAUGGGGGAGAGUUGUCAAAGGCUGAUUGACAGUACAGCUUCAGCAGAUCAACCUCAAAAAGAAAAAUGCAUGUUUUGAGAUCUUUCCCUACCUGCCCACAGAUGAUUAUUUAGAUUGUCGCUGUUUCCACCAUUUGCAGAAAGGCCUGCCUCGCUGGUAGGAAGCUAUUGUGUUUAUCUUGUGGAUUAUUCUUCCAGGACCAUAAAGCUGGCAAAGCUUAGGCUUGUGUUUAAGUGCGGGGAAGAGGAGAAGGAAAAUGUGUGGUGAAUCCUGCUGUGAAUGGACAGUAACUCCUUCCACAGUCGUGAUAACCCGCUCUGGAGCGCUUGCCUCUUUGCGUCAGCUGGAGAAUCUUGUUUAACAUGCUCUGAUCUGUAGAGUUCCUUCUGCUUCAUUCCUGAUCUGUCUCCGAUUCCUCUGCUGUCUCCUAAUAACGUAGGCUUGCUUAUGUUUUAAUAGGUAUAUCUGUCUUCGCGCUGCCUGAUUUUUGAGAUAAAUAGAAGACAGAUGCUCUUUGCACAUCAGGUUUGAUGGUUGCAUCCUAAAAUAGAGAAAUCCUAGAAAAAAAAGCCCCAAGGUGUCCUCUCUGUGUUUUUAAAAUCCAUUUAUUUGGUGAUAGUCAAGCAGAUUCUCUUGCUCGUGUGUAUGCCUGUGGCCUGAUAGUAUGCCGCAACUGUGGCUCUCUUAGCUCUACUAUCCUCUUUCUCUCUGCUCUGUUAAAAAUCUAUUGAUCCUCCUACAGAUCCUUCUUCAGUGACCAACCUUCUGCAAAAGUUGUGAGUAUAAAGCUGCUUUGGCUUGAAUCAGGACCAAGCCUUUUAAUUCCUUUUCUUUUUUCCUUUGUGGUCUCCUAGACUGGAGAUGUUCAGGAUGGUGUUUACCACUGGAUAUUGAAAGGGCCCAGAACUUAGUGUGUCCUUCAGAUGUUUUCAGAGUAGUGAGCUGGUAAACAGGUUUAGACACGGGCUAGUUAUAUAACUCAGAUUAAUGCCUUAACUUGCUCUACUUACUGCAGCUCAGCUUUUGGGGCUUAGCAAAACUAUUGAUCAAUAGUAAUACUUGAGAUCCACACCAAAACUUUAUUUUAAUUUGGAGCAGACAAAAUAGGCACUUUGCAAAGCAAUCAAUCUGAGUUCAUUGAAUACGGUUGACUAUUUGUGAAUAUGCAAUAAGCAGAGAAGCUCCACUACUCCGAGUCUGGCCAAAGACCUGUCCUAUUGGAACAGCAAUUGGAAGAGGAAGAGCUGAUAGAUACCAGCUGAACCUGGAUCACCAGCUGGCUCUCAGCAUACAUUUUGUGAAUAGGGAACAGCAUAAAAGAAUUUGGAUUUGCUGCUUUUUUCAGGUGGGGGUUGGUUCCCAACUUCCACACAUGGGUUGAAGUUUGCAGGAUCUCAGUACAGACUAGCUUCUGCAACAGGGUUGUUUUCUGAGCUCCUUUAUGAGAAGGAGUAUAAACCAGCCUGUACUAGAGGCUGUUGAUCACCUAUUUUAAAAAAGAUUUUUGAAUGAUCUUCCUGUCAAGGCGGCACUGUGUUUUGUCACUAGAAACACAGAAGCUUACUCUUCUGGAGCAGCAGGCAGUCUUGGAGACCAGAGAGCAUGAGGAGAGGGCACUACCUGCUGCUGGAUUGCUCAUUGAAUAAAAAGAAAAAGGGCUGAGGCCUAGAGAGGACAUCUUGUGUUGAGCCUGAUGAUAUAAUUUGACCUCUUUGGGAUCUACUGAAACACCAGAUUUUAGCAACCUUCAAAAAUCUGAAAAGGCUUUUUCUUUUCUUUUUUUUUUUUUUUUUUUUUGGUAGUAAUUAAAAAAACCCUUACUCUUCAGAAGUGAAUGUAAGUCCUAACUGCUGAAAAAAAAUCAAAACAAAUACAUGGAAAUGUCUUUUUAGCUAUCAGAGUACUCAAUUCUGACUUUUUUCUACAGUUGUGACAAUAGCCAUUGGGACGGUCCUUGCUUUUUCCUAGAUACCGAUCACGGGUGGCAAUGAGGGUGCCUCGUGCAGGUUUUGAGGCAUUUGGAUGACUUGAUGCUUGGCCUUGUGAUGCCGCAUGUUUCAGGAGCAAGUAGAUAGCCUUCUCCUUGGUUUAGCCGUUUCAGAUUCAGAGCUUUUAGUGUUGCGCACAGUUGGCAGUGGCUUUAGUUUCUUUCUUGGGACUGUCAUAGUACUUUGCUCACACGGAAGUGAGAGCAUUGUCAGAGGAUUUUGCACUCUCUGCCAGGAGCUCAAGGAGGGGAGUAGCCAAAGUAUCCUGUCUGCUGCAAGAAUCUGAGAAGUGGUGGAAACCAUCACUUUCCUGCUUCCUUCUCAGUUGGCUUCAGGCCAGGUGGGGAGCUCCAUGUGUGGAUCUGUUGCCCCAUCACGGUUCCUGGGUGGUGUUUAUCCUUCGGUGCUGACCUGUCACCGUGCUGACCAGUUAGAUUGAGCCAGGAGCUGCACAACGUCAUUCUGUCCUAGAGACCUCUAUGAUUUUUAUCUUUUCAUUUAAUUUGACAGUCUUUUAGAAAAUACCACGUUUGUGAUGAGGUGAUGAGUUGUACAGAGCCAGUUAUCUGCUACUUUUUUUUCCUACCACCCAGCAGAAUUUCUGAAGCUGCAGGUGCCUGACGAAUUCACCUCCAAGCACUUAAAAAUGUGCUUUGAAAAUAAUGUCGCUAACGUAUUUCCUUGUGUGCUGGGAUGCUGCAUUAGACAACUCCUGCCCGCUCACACCGCGCUGUCGUGUGCUCAGAGUAUUUGCACGAGGAACACAGACAUGGGAGCAGCUUUGCUUGUGAAUAUAAGUGUGGGCUUCACACUUACCUGUGCCCCCGGGAGAACUCGUUCCUUGUGCUUUGUGUGCUAGAAACAUGAGAACUAUAUUUUUGAAGUAGUAUUUCUAAACAGCCUUACAAAGGAUUUUCUUUUUUAAAAAAGGUGCAAGAUUGAGUGCAUGUUUACUUGCCCCAGAUCAAAGGUUUUGAACACUAAGGUCACUAUCUGUUGAAUGGACCCUCCUCUUGGCUCUCUUCUGUCUUCAGGCAAUUGAAGCUGCUGCCCUCUUUCUCUGCCAGUUUUCCUGUAAGUACCUUUUUUUUUUUUUUUUUUUUUUUCCUCUCCAGGAGAACUAUAUAUACGAAAACUCUAAGCAAUGAAAUGUUCAAGCCAUAAAAUCAUGAGUGUGGGAAGACCCUCUUCACAAAUUUUAACAUAUUUGUAUGUAAACUGAUGUUUGUAUGAAAUAUUUUCAUGGUAGAAUGAAUAUUUAAAAAAAAGUUCCAGUAAGAUCUAAACCAAAUUUAAAAGGAUGUCUUUUUGUAAGAUGCAAGUGUAAUUGAUUACCAAUAAGUAGAUCAAUUUUUUUUAAAUGGAGGAUGCAGCAAAUUAUCUUUACAAUGACAAAUGGUCAUUUCUGCUAUUUGAGAAAGAAUAUUUAUGCAGCAUUACACAUAGCUGUUGUAAAUCAUUGCAAUAGCAAGGCCAGUCACGUCUUUAGGACAUACCUCUCAGCUUUUCCCUUGUGAUAUUGUCCAAACCCACCCAUCUCUACUUUCUGCAGAUUUCCUCCUAGAAAUUUUUUCCUACUGUAACUGUACUGAAUUUAACUAUUGAGCUAAGAUCCAGACUAAAAUCGUGUACUACUUACAGUUUCUGCUGGGCCUUCUCCUAUUUUAAUACUCUUUAGCCCAUAAUUUUUGGGUGUCUAUGUUCUGAAGAACUAAGUGCUAAAGAAUAAUCCUUGGGGUAAGCUUAUACAUGCAUUAACAGUUAACCCCAGAGUAUUUAACUUGUAUACAGUACUUGAUAGGUGUUUUAUGACAUUUGUACUAGAACUAUGAGCCUUACUGAACAUCUGUAGGUUUAUUCAUGACUUUUAAAAAAAUGGAUAACUCUAAGAAAGAUGUUUACAUGAAUGGUGAUUGCCCUUCCUUGAUGUUAUGAAUGAGGUUUUUAUAGUGUGUUUGGGUGUAUGUGCAAGGAAGCAAGAAAAAUGUUUCUGGAGAAAAAUAGACUUGACAAACAUUUGUAAUAAGUGAAUUUUAAAGAUUGCUUUAAUUGCGCUAUGAAGGCAAUGCAGAUAUUAAAAUAUUCAAUUGACCAGAACAA
Messenger RNA from Dromaius novaehollandiae (emu), 7321 nucleotides. It is a transcript of the gene SETD7, whose product is annotated as SET domain containing 7, histone lysine methyltransferase. Gene Ontology annotation, biological process: regulation of DNA-templated transcription; heterochromatin organization; peptidyl-lysine monomethylation. The record is from RefSeq and is a predicted model, not a curated record. NCBI's taxonomy places the organism in Eukaryota, Metazoa, Chordata, Aves, Casuariiformes, Dromaiidae. The transcript is spliced from 8 exons. Gene Ontology annotation, molecular function: chromatin binding; histone H3K4 monomethyltransferase activity; protein binding. The coding region runs from base 116 to 1216 and encodes 366 amino acids. Gene Ontology annotation, cellular component: nucleus; chromosome.